GAAAACGCGACCAAAAGAGAUUCAAGAGAAAGAGUUUUCAGAAUCAUAUGUAACGGUGACCUCAGCUAAUAUCUCUGAUGUGGUCCAUGUACAAGAGAUGAAGAGAGGUAGACCAGACGAGCAUGAGGGAGUAUUUGGUCGGGGCCGUAGCUUCCAGCAAGUUCUAGCUCCGGCACCAGGAGGAAUUCCUUCAUUUGAAAAUGUUCAAGAUAGUAUUGCAAGCUCUUUAACUCAGUUUGGUACCCCCCAAAUGGCAACACAAGGGUUCCAGGUACAAGCUCAGCAGGCCCAAAACCAUGGCCAAGGCCACCAACAGGGUCAAACACAUCCACAUGUCCAGGCACAAACCCAGGGACAGCAGCAGCAACAACAGUUUCAGAGGCUCAAGGUGGAAGAUGCUCUUUCCUAUCUGGACCAGGUGAAGCUGCAGUUUGGUAACCAACCACAAGUUUAUAACCAUUUCCUGGAUAUCAUGAAAGAGUUCAAGUCUCAAAGUAUUGACACCCCUGGCGUUAUCAGUAGGGUAUCCACUCUGUUCAAAGGACACCCAGAACUAAUUGUUGGCUUCAAUACUUUCCUUCCACCUGGGUACAAGAUAGAAGUCCAUGCCCAUGAUCCUGGCAGUGUAUCAGUCACUGCCCCAACAGGAUUGACUCAGAUAUGCCCUGGAGUAAACCUACCCAUUGAAGUGCAACAAAUCCAAAGCAACCAAAACCAGGGAUACCCAUCACAAUCUGCCAAACAGCAGCAGCAACAGCAGCAUUCACAUUCCCAACAACAAAACCAGUCAAAUAAUUCAUCUCAACAGAAUCAGUCUCAGCAACCUGUUGAAUUCAACCAUGCCAUAAAUUAUGUCAAUAAAAUUAAGAAUCGAUUCCAAGGCCAACCUGAAAUUUAUAAAGCUUUCUUGGAAAUCCUCCACAAUUACCAGAAAGAGCAGAAAAACAUAAAAGAGGCUGCAAUGCAAGGAACUCCUUUGUCAGAGCAAGAGAUUUACUUAAGAGAAGCAAAUCUUGCUACUGAAGUCUACAAACAAGUAGCAAAGCUGUUCCAAAAUCAGGAGGAUCUCCUGAAAGAAUUCAGCCAGUUCCUUCCUGAUGCUAAUGGUGCUACAUCAGGAAACCAAGCAGGAAUAAGAACACAGGGAUUGAUUGCAGCAUCUGGUCGCAUUCAGAGUCACAUGGGUAACCAGGGACGCCAUGAUUAUGCACCUCCAUUGAAGAAACAAGCAGUGGGAUUAAAUUCUUCCAAAAGAAUGUCCCAGAUAAGAAGGGGUUCUUCUGGAUCCUCUCCAUCACAUGCUGUAGCCAGUAAGAAAAAGUCUCGUAGUGUAAUGAAAGAAGUAUCAUUGGCUGAAGCAGGGAAGCAUGGCACUUUCACUGAAUAUGCCUUCUUUGAUAAAGUUCAUAAAGCGCUGAAGAGCCCAGAAGUAUACGACAACUUCUUGAGAUGUUUAAUGCUUUUUAAUGAUGAAGUGAUUUCAAGAGCGGAGCUUGUUCAACUUGGUUCUAACUUUUUGGGAAAAUUUCCAGAGCUUUUUUCCUGGUUUAAGGAGUUUCUGGGCUACAAGGACUCAUCACCAAUGGAGUCAAUGACUGGGUACAAAGAAAGAACUUCAGGAGAACUAGCACAUCUAGAAAUAGAUUAUUCAUCAUGUAAAAGAUAUGGUACCAGUUACAGAGCUCUACCAAAGAGCUACACCCAACCUAAAUGUUCUGGCAGGUCUGAUCUGUGCCGUGAUGUGCUCAAUGACACCUGGGUGUCAUUCCCUUCCUGGUCUGAAGACACACCAUUUCCAGGAACGAGAAAAACUCAGUAUGAGGAAUAUAUUUACAGAUGUGAGGAUGAGCGAUUUGAGCUUGAUGUAGUAUUAGAAUCCAAUGCUGCCACAGUACGGGCACUUGAAGCUGUGCAGAAAAAGAUGUCAAGAAUGUCCCCAGAAGAACAACAAAAGUUCAGAAUGGACAGCUGCCUGGGAGGAACAUCAGAAGUUGUACAUAAGAAAGCAAUACAAAGAAUAUAUGGAGACAAAGCCCCUGAUAUUAUUGAUGGCUUAAAGAAAACUCCAGCUGUGGCUGUUCCUCUUGUUCUUAAAAGACUUAAAGCAAAAGAAGAGGAAUGGCGGGAAUCUCAGCGACAGUUCAACAAGAUUUGGAGAGAACAAAAUGAAAAAUAUUACCUGAAGUCCCUUGAUCACCAGGGAAUCACUUUCAAACAGAAUGAUCUCAAAGCUAUGAGAUCCAAGACUGUAGUUAAUGAAAUAGAGACUAUAUUUGAUGAGAAACAAGAGCAAGCUGCAGAAGGGAAUGGAGAUGCUAGUGGUCCACAUGUCAUAUUUACGUAUCAGGAUAAGUCCAUCUUGGAUGAUGCAGCAGGUCUGAUAGUACAUCAUGUCAAGAGACAGACGAGCAUACACAAAGAAGAAAAAGCAAAGAUUAAACUCCUUUUACACUGCUUUUUACCUGAUCUUCUUUUUGCUCCAAGGGGAGAUGUAAGUGAUGAUGAGGAGUCUGUUAAAGAGAUGAAUGGACCAGGCAAGCCGGAACUAUCCAAUGGAUUAGGAGAAGGAGAACCUGAUGAUGCAUACAAUUUGUUCUUCAUCAACAACAAUUGGUACAUAUUUCUCAGAUUACACCAGAUGUUGUGUGAGAGAUUGCAAAAGAUGUAUCUGCAGUCAGUAGCCAUAGCUGAAGGAGAAGCAUCUGACAAACAGCAAAGAAAAGAAGCAACAGCUAUUGCAUUACGACUAAAGGCACCCAGUGAAAUUGACCUUGAAGAAUACUAUCCAGCCUUCCUCGACAUGGUCAAGAAUGUUCUUGAUGGUAACAUGGAUUCAACUACUUAUGAAGACACAUGCCGAGAGAUGUUUGGAGUGUAUGCCUACAUCGCAUUUACAAUGGACAAACUAGUGCAAAAUAUUGUUAGACAGCUUCAUACACUUGUAACAGAUGAGACAGGCAUCCAAAUCACAGAGCUCUACCAACAGGAACAAUCCAACAAUGCUACUGGUGGUAGUUCUGCAACACAGCACCUUAGAGCUGCAGCUGAAAUAGCAUAUCAGAGCAAAGCUGAAUCAGUACUAUCAAAUGAGAACUGCUACAAGGCUGUGAUUCACAAGGAUAAGAAUAUAUGUAAACUGAGCCUGGAGCUUCUUGACACUGGUGAUACUAAUUCAGAGGAUCCAUUAGAAGUAGAGAAAUGGAACGAUUAUGUUCAGAAAUAUGUUGGUAGUGAGGAAGUGUCACCAGAAGUCAAAGAACAUUUGCAGAAAAAGCCCUUGUUUCUACCCAGAACGAUACAAACAAAACGAACCAAACCACUUGGUAACAGUGGCCAGGAAUCAACUAAUGAUAAUGGAUCUUCUACUGAUGAAGCAGAAAGUGAAGUCAAUAAAAGUGAUAAGGAAGAGGAGGAAGGAGAUGAGAUUGAAGACAUGGUUGAGAACUCCAUGCAAUGUAAACUGAGCUUUAAUUCGUACAAAAUGAGAUUUGUUGCUGGAAGCUGGGAAUCCAUGUACAGACGAGGAGCUCUAACCAAAGCCAAAGAGUGCCAUCCUCAAGUUAUGCCACGACUACAUAAAAAAUUCCACAAAUGGUUAGACGAAUGGAUGGAAUCGAACGUGACAGAAGAAAUGGAAAAAUCCUGUGAAGACUGGUUACUAGGCAAAACAGAGGGUCUAAAACCAUGUACCACAGCCAAACAGCGGCUUACUAACACACCCAUUCAGUGUUAUAAGUAUACAGUAAAGUGGGAACCCACGCCUACCUCUUAGCACUCCUUACACUCAGCGCCUUGUAUUGGUCAAAUCUGGCUGGACAUUCUUGUAUAUUUGUAUGGUGUAAAUUGGCAUGUUACAGUCAGCAUUAUUUAGCUUAGGCUGGGUCCUCUACAUAAAUAUAUCACUUGGAGGAUUUUGAAGUUGAAGUGAUGCUUUUCAAAUCAUUCGUAAGGGAAUCAAAUUCCUUGACUGGUCGGCCAUUUUGGAGUAAUCAGUUAUAGUCAUCCAACAUGGAGUUGAUAAUGUCGCAUGGCAGGCCAGGAAAUAACCCUCUUCAGGCUGUGUGUGCAGGUCUAUUGAGUGGGUAAAUGUGCGAGAUUUGCACAAUGGCCGUUGAUUCGGCGAUGUGCUUAAACCCAACAAUUGGCAUGUCUCAACAUUAUCAAACUAUUUCAUAAGUUGUUCCAAGCGCCAUUGAUCUGGCAUUAUUCCUAAAUUAAGAAUUUCAAAAUCAUCCCCAGUGGGUGUAGGACAAAUUAUGAUACAUCGGUCAUGUUGGAGGACUACUCUAUUAUUUUUAUUCAUCCAAUAUGGCGGCCAAGACGUCAAGAAUAACAGAAAUUAUUACUUAUAUCUUAAUACAUUGUACAAAGUAACAAGUUUCUUGGUAGACUUUCGUAGUUAAAAGCUUAUAACAUCGAUAGUGCAGAUCACAGCACGUUAUGAAUAGAGAUAGACUGGAUUUUGUACAAGUAGAUGCGCUAUUGCUUAAACAGGAUAGUAAACAAUCCAGGUUAAUGACGUAUUUUAGCGCAUUUCUGAGUAAUAUUUAGACAAUCAAAUUCACAAUAAAACUUGUCUCUAUCAGUCAUA
Molecule: messenger RNA, 4591 nt
Organism: Actinia tenebrosa (Australian red waratah sea anemone)
Lineage: Eukaryota; Metazoa; Cnidaria; Anthozoa; Actiniaria; Actiniidae
Product: paired amphipathic helix protein Sin3a
Biological process (GO): negative regulation of transcription by RNA polymerase II
Cellular component (GO): Sin3-type complex; chromatin
Molecular function (GO): transcription corepressor activity
Source: RefSeq, a predicted model, not a curated record